Molecule: messenger RNA, 1308 nt
Organism: Drosophila serrata
Lineage: Eukaryota; Metazoa; Arthropoda; Insecta; Diptera; Drosophilidae
Gene: Lsm12a
Product: LSM12 homolog a
Molecular function (GO): RNA binding
Source: RefSeq, a predicted model, not a curated record
ACACUGUUUUUGCUGUUCUCUUUCGGCUGUUGUUUCGUGUGUUGACCAAUAAAUUUUUCGCAUAUUUUUCCCACUUUUCCCCAACCGAGAACCGCAAUAAGCGUAUUAGGCCAACGCCGCCAGCCAGCGCAGCAACCGCAACGCGAAUCUUUGGCCCCACGCACGUGUGAACUCUGCCCGCAGCGAAGCAGUUACCGCAGAUCCAUCGGCAGCCGACGACGUUCCAGGAAGCGACAUUUACGCUACGCUACACAUACAACAACAGCAGCGGGAGCAGCGCGUGAAAGCGAGCGAGCGAAAGAAGGGAGCAAGCAAGCAGGAAAGCAGAGAAGAAGCGAAACAGGGAAUCCUGUCCAGAACGAAAUUUGCUAGCCAAGAUCGCCCCCUUUUGGGAAUCCUGCCAGCACAGCACAGCAUAGCAGCAGUGGCAGCAACUGUUGUUGUUUUAUUUGCUCUUUUGAUUUGACUUUCUUUUGUUUGUGUGUAAACAAGCGCGAGCGCAACCCAGCAACCGGAAUCGGCUCCAAUUACUAUCUCCGAGCCCCCAAGUUAGUUGUCCAGUUCGCCACUGGGUCCAUCCCCAAUCCGUCAAGUCGGGCAAUUAAAGAUGGCCGCUGCCGCUGGGAGCGCAGUGAAUGCGGUGAACGACUGCUUCAGCAUCGGAUCCACAGUGGUCUGCACGACCUGUUUCAAUGAGGAGGUGGAGGGCGAGGUGCUGGCCUUCGAUCACAACACAAAGAUGCUUAUCCUGAAAUGCCGGUCCAAGUCCACGGAGGAGCUGAGUGAUAUCUACGCGAUGAACCUCUCGCUGUGCAGCAACGUUCAGGUGGUCAAGGAGUGCAACGGCAACUUUGACGAUCCGCAGAAGCUCAACCUGGAACAGGUGAAAAUGCGCCUGAGGAAAACAGUGGAGCGGAGGCAGGACUAUCUCAAGUCCAAGAACGCCGACGUCAGUCCAGAGGCGCAGGAGCUUUAUAGAGCGAUAGCCAAACAAUACGGGUACAAUGAGGUCUCCUGGCAGGGACUCAACAUACAAAUUCUGAAUGAAGUCACCAUCUCGCCGCCGUACCGAGUGGACAAUGUGGUGUCCAGCUCGAACAACGAAACAUCAUGCAAUUACAUUAAACGGAUUAUUAAACAGUUCUUCAACACGAGACCCUCGCCGGUCCCAGAGAGCGGUGCUGCGGCCAGCACCUCGUCAGCAUCCGUGUCUCCCACGUCCUCAUCUUUGUCGUCGAGUAAUGCUGCAUCUGGAUCUCCGGUUCCCGCAAACUAAUUAAUAAAAAGAGAAAAGAAAAAAACAAACAA